AAUCAUUUCAAAUUUCAAAAUUCCUCUUUCCCUCUCCUAUUUAAACCACCCCUUUCAUUCAAACCCUAGCUCCGUAUUCAUUUCACUCUUAUCAUUAGUUCUUAUCCAUUUUCCACUACAUUCUUACUUCAAUCUCUGUAAUUUCUUCGAAUUGAAAAUGAGAGAGUGCAUCUCCAUCCACAUCGGACAGGCCGGAAUCCAAGUUGGAAACGCCUGUUGGGAGCUUUACUGUCUCGAGCACGGCAUUAAGCCGGAUGGACAAAUGCCUGGAGACGUCACUGUUGGAGGAGGAGAUGAUGCGUUCAAUACUUUUUUCAGUGAAACAGGUGCUGGAAAGCAUGUACCUCGUGCUGUGUUUGUGGAUCUGGAACCUACUGUCAUUGAUGAAGUGAGAACCGGGACUUAUCGUCAGUUGUUUCAUCCUGAACAACUCAUCAGUGGCAAAGAAGAUGCUGCUAACAACUUUGCUAGAGGACAUUAUACAAUUGGGAAGGAGAUUGUGGACCUGUGUCUUGAUAGAAUAAGGAAGUUAGCGGACAACUGCACUGGGCUACAAGGAUUUUUGGUGUUCCAUGCUGUUGGAGGGGGUACUGGUUCAGGGCUUGGUUCUCUGCUUCUUGAGAGGCUUUCCGUUGACUACGGAAAGAAAUCGAAGCUUGGAUUCACCAUUUACCCUUCACCUCAAGUCUCUACUGCUGUAGUUGAGCCUUACAACUCUGUGCUCUCAACACACUCACUUCUUGAGCACACUGAUGUUGCUAUCCUUUUGGACAAUGAAGCCAUUUAUGACAUUUGCCGAAAGUCUCUUGACAUUGAAAGACCUACCUACACCAAUCUUAACAGGCUCAUUUCUCAGGUUAUCUCAUCACUGACCGCGUCUCUGCGUUUUGAUGGUGCUUUGAAUGUGGAUGUGAAUGAAUUCCAAACUAACUUGGUUCCAUACCCAAGGAUUCAUUUCAUGCUUUCUUCAUACGCCCCUGUGAUCUCUGCUGAAAAGGCGUAUCACGAGCAGCUCUCUGUUGCAGAAAUUACCAACACUGCUUUCGAGCCAUCUUCUAUGAUGGUCAAGUGUGACCCGCGUCACGGGAAAUACAUGGCUUGCUGUUUGAUGUACAGAGGUGAUGUUGUGCCCAAGGAUGUUAACGCUGCUGUCGCCACAAUUAAGACCAAGCGGACCAUUCAGUUUGUGGACUGGUGCCCAACUGGGUUCAAGUGUGGUAUCAAUUACCAGCCACCAACUGUUGUACCUGGUGGAGACUUGGCCAAAGUUCAAAGGGCUGUUUGUAUGAUAUCAAACUCCACAAGUGUUGCUGAGGUUUUCUCAAGAAUUGAUCACAAGUUCGAUUUGAUGUACGCGAAGAGGGCUUUCGUGCACUGGUAUGUUGGUGAAGGUAUGGAGGAAGGAGAAUUCUCUGAGGCUAGGGAAGAUUUGGCUGCUCUUGAGAAGGACUAUGAGGAAGUUGGAUGUGAGUCUGGUGAUGGUGAAGAUGAUGAUGCUGAAGAGUAUUAGUUUAAUUUGAUAAUUCUCUAUGUUUUGCUUGGAAAAUUAUGUAGCCAAUGGUCUCAUUGGUACCUAAAUUUUAGUGGUUCAUAUUCAGUAGCUUCAUGUAUUGAUUAAACUUUAUGAAUAUGUAUUUGCUAUUUUAACUAAGUAAUUGAUAAUCUGUGUCUCUCAACAAA
Messenger RNA from Capsicum annuum, 1680 nucleotides. RefSeq names its product tubulin alpha chain. The record is from RefSeq and is a predicted model, not a curated record. Gene Ontology annotation, biological process: mitotic cell cycle; microtubule cytoskeleton organization. Gene Ontology annotation, cellular component: cytoplasm; microtubule. NCBI's taxonomy places the organism in Eukaryota, Viridiplantae, Streptophyta, Magnoliopsida, Solanales, Solanaceae. The coding region runs from base 158 to 1510 and encodes 450 amino acids. Gene Ontology annotation, molecular function: GTP binding; structural constituent of cytoskeleton. The transcript has 4 exons.